AAAUAAUGACAGAUAGUAAAUAUGUAAUUAGUAUAAUUGAAGAUUGGGUCGAAAAAUGGGGAAAAAAUGGAUAUAUGAGAACAGUUCAAUUAAUUCAUGUUAGAGGUUAUUUAGGAAAUUAUGGUAACGAACAAGCUGAUAGAUUAGCCAAACUUG
This is a messenger RNA of Racocetra persica, 156 nucleotides long. The record is from the annotation of a GenBank genome assembly. NCBI's taxonomy places the organism in Eukaryota, Fungi, Glomeromycota, Glomeromycetes, Diversisporales, Gigasporaceae.